Molecule: messenger RNA, 672 nt
Organism: Penicillium soppii
Lineage: Eukaryota; Fungi; Ascomycota; Eurotiomycetes; Eurotiales; Aspergillaceae
Product: ORMDL family protein
Exons: 2
Coding region: 1-672 (223 amino acids)
Biological process (GO): ceramide metabolic process; negative regulation of ceramide biosynthetic process; intracellular sphingolipid homeostasis
Cellular component (GO): endoplasmic reticulum membrane
Source: RefSeq, a predicted model, not a curated record
AUGAGCCAGAGUCAAAAACAAGGCCGACGGAGGCGGUCCAGCAGUCUUAUCUACCAAGAACCUGCCGAGUCUAUCGAGCGUACAAGCGAUCAGGCCGCAUUGCCAAAUCUCAAUGCAAACUGGGUGAAUGCUAAGGGAGACCACAUCGCAAGAUAUCAAGAAAUCCAAACUAACACGUCCGUCUUCGUUCCGAUAGGCGCCUGGACAAUCCAUUUCGUGUGUAUCGCCGCUCUUAAGAUUAUCUACGACAUUAUCCCGGGUGUCUCGCAAGAAACCUCAUGGACCCUCACCAACAUCAGCUACAUGUUCGGAUCCUUCCUCAUGUUCCACUGGGUGCGGGGCAUCCCAUUCGAGUUCAACGCCGGUGCCUACGACAAUCUCAAUAUGUGGGAGCAAAUCGACAACGGCGACCAGUACACACCCGCUAAGAAGUUCUUGCUCUGCGUGCCUAUCGUGCUUUUCCUCCUCAGCACCCAUUACACCCAUUUCGACCUGACCCACUUCACCAUCAACUUCCUGGCCACAUUGGCGGUGGUCAUUCCCAAGUUGCCUUUCGUACGUUCCCUUAGCACUAUUCCUACUACGCGUGUUGAUAACUAUUGGCUAACCUUGCACCUGCAGUCGCAUCGGUUGCGAAUAGGUCUCUUUUCCGAUAUACCCGAGGAGUCAUAA